AUUUAUUUAUUUUUAUUUUAACAUUGUGUUUAACGAUCAAUAGAUUAUACAUUUAAAAAAAAAAUGGAAAAAAAGAGUGCUCAAGUUGAGAGACCAGUUGUGUUUUUUGAUAUUUCUAUUGGUGAUGUGCCUGUUGGUCGAAUGAAAAUGGAAUUAUUCUCUGAUAUUGUACCCAAGACAGCUGAAAACUUUAGACAAUUAUGUACUGGGGAAUACAAACGAAAUGGACAACCUCAAGGAUAUAAAAAUUGUCUAUUUCAUAGAGUCAUUAAAGACUUUAUGGUUCAAGGUGGUGAUUUUCUUAAAGGAGAUGGUACUGGAUCUAUGAGCAUUUAUGGAGAGAAAUUUAAUGAUGAAAAUUUCAUUGAAAAGCAUAGCAGUGCAGGUUUAUUAUCAAUGGCUAAUUCGGGUCCAAACACGAAUGGUUGUCAAUUCUUUAUUACUUGUGAUGCCUGCGACUUUUUAGAUGGUAAACAUGUUGUAUUUGGUCGUUUGAUUGAUGGUCUAUUGACACUUCGUAAAAUUGAAAAUGUAUCUACUGGACCAAAUAAUCGACCUAAAUUACCUGUCAAAAUUACUGAAUGUGGACAAAUGUAAAAGAAGAGACAUGAAUAAAAUAAAAAAGUUUUAUUUUAUAUAAAUUAUGACAAAUCCUUAUAAUAUAAAUAAAAAAAAAAUGUUUGUUUUUAAAAAAAAUAAUAAUAAUGUCGCUUAUUAUAGCUAACAAAGGACUUUAUUGAAUUUGUCCAUUUUGUUGCUGCUGCUGCUGCUGUUGUUGUUGUUGUUGUUGUUGUUGUUGUUG
Cokeromyces recurvatus is the source of this 802-nucleotide messenger RNA. RefSeq names its product peptidyl-prolyl cis-trans isomerase H. Gene Ontology annotation, molecular function: peptidyl-prolyl cis-trans isomerase activity. The transcript has 7 exons. Gene Ontology annotation, cellular component: intracellular membrane-bounded organelle. The coding region runs from base 64 to 597 and encodes 177 amino acids. Gene Ontology annotation, biological process: protein peptidyl-prolyl isomerization; protein folding. The record is from RefSeq and is a predicted model, not a curated record. NCBI's taxonomy places the organism in Eukaryota, Fungi, Mucoromycota, Mucoromycetes, Mucorales, Mucoraceae.